Hypomesus transpacificus is the source of this 870-nucleotide messenger RNA. RefSeq lists its product as uncharacterized. Lineage: Eukaryota; Metazoa; Chordata; Actinopteri; Osmeriformes; Osmeridae. The record is from RefSeq and is a predicted model, not a curated record. The coding region runs from base 1 to 870 and encodes 289 amino acids. The transcript has 4 exons.
AUGGACGGCCUGAAAACUGCAGCUUGCAAAGUUGUGGAGGACCUCAUAGCAGCAGCCAAUGAAAUGGUUGGCAUGGAUGCUCCCCUGGAUACUGAGAUCUUAUCAUCGUCUGGACGAACUGAACCAGAGUCUUUAGCCCUGACUGUGCCUGACUUCACCAUGGGAGCUGAGGUCCUGGUCCCAGGCAUGAUGACCUGUUCCCUGAAGCACCUGCUGGAGAAACCCGGAGAGAUGGUCCAGCAGUCUCUGGCUAAGCUAACCAUACAAUUCAGUAACCUUGGCCUUGUCUCUGUUGUGGGAAAGAAGGCUGUGGCAGCCACAUGUGAAAUGUAUAAUCUUGUCAUGAGAGUGGUUUCCAUCUUCCUAUCCCAUUGUGGCAACUGCUCCUGGCACAUCUUGUCCUCAGUUACAGUUAUAAUUGCACGGGACAAAAUGGCCGCUGUGCUUCGGUGCUUCACAGAAACAACCAAGACCUUCAACCAACUGGGCUUCAACAGCACCUUCUUCCAGUUGAAGCCUGUGGUCCAGGCGGUGGUGACCUAUCUGGGAAAGAUUUACCAAAGCAAAAUGGCUGCUGCCUUCAAGUGCCAGCUACCCCUGGCUGAUGAUUAUUCCUCUGAGCUUCGUGAGGAGGAAGAGUUUUGUGGGAAGAUCGAGGCACCCAUCAUUGUUGAGGAGGUCCCCAGUGAGCUCCUGGGGAAGGUGGUGGACUCAGAGCAGAAAACAAUUCUGUCUGACCUCUCUUACUGUCACAGGCCUAUCCUGGCCAAACAGCUGAAAGAAGAGCUUGCUGCAGCUGAAUACAUCAUUUAUUAUGAUGUUCCUGAUGAACUCCUGGAGAAGACAGAGAAGAGCUCUGGUGAAGGCUGA